CCAACUUGCGCAUGCUUGUUGAAAUUCUUUAAAACAAUUUAAUUGAACCGCCGGACUAAUCUUAGUGGGUGCUGCAAGAUAUCUGGAGCCUUUCACUGGGGUCAUGUUGCAGCACUAAGUUAAUCAAUAGAUUUAUAACAAGUAUUUUAUAUCUUAUAUAACCAAGUGGUUGUUUCUGAUAUCUUAGUCUUUGCUGACGAUUUUAAUUUAUUAAUGAAGUUAAACUGCGGCGUUCGAGCAAUUUUCCAGUUCACAUUGGCAUUUAAUUAAAGAACUUUAUGUUCAAUGGUUUACGUGUUCGAAACAAUCAACGGAUCUAAAGAGAGUUCUAUGCAUAAAGGUCACAAUCAAUGAGGUACUGUGGUUUUAUGAAUCGCAAGUGUGUUUACUCUAAGAUUUUUCUCACCAGAACGUAAAAACGUCCAUAUAGAAUGCGUAGGGUUAUCGUUUUUUCCAAAUUUCGAUGUAUUUAGAUGGGAAUUGGAGGCUGAACUCCGUCAUAAUGAAGUACCAGAUUUUUAUAUAUACUGAACUGACUAUAAUUCUUAUUUAUUAGAUGAAGAAGGCCCCUCAGUCAAAAUACAUUUCCAUAAAUAGCUCACAAAUAUUGGUUCUUGUUAAAAAACAAAGUGACUGCCUACUUAAGCAGUGAUUUAAUAUAAUUAUAUUUAUAUAGCUUCAUGUAUACAUGAAGCUAUCUUUUGUGGCUUAUGAAUUUACAAAGGUACAUAUCCUUUGUUUGAGUUGUAAGUGGUAUUUUAUUUACAAAAACUUAUGAGGGUACCGCAAGUUCUACAGUUCAAUAAUAGCGACGCUAUACGACUCAGUAUAUCGCUGCCUUAAUGAUGUCAUCUGCCUCGUUGGUAUGCUGUUGAACAACAGUGUUAUAACACGCAUAUUUAUGCCAGUUUUAGUCUGUAUAUAUUACAAGUGGCUUAAUAGUAGGCGUUCUCUCAAUACUGGUAGUUACCAUUUCACUGAUUUUUUGUACCCAGACAUUGAAGUAGAUGACGUGAAACUAACUAGGUUUACAGAAAUGUUCCGUACUCGUUUUAUUAUUAUUGCUCACUAGUCUCACAAAAACUAACCAUUUUCUUAGACCUAUAUACUUGACUGGUUUCAUUGCGUAAUCGGUUAUAUUUGUUGCCCAAUAUCAGCAGUUGGCUUUAGCACGAGACGUCAAAGCAGGACGACAAUUUCUGGACAAAUUAUUCAGAUUUCAUCUCACAAUUUUUGCUUUUUUGCGUGAAAUUCACUCAUCCACACAGCUAAAUCAUAUUCAGAUAUCGAAGCUGAUGUCAGUUUGUUAUGAGAACCCUAAUUCUAAUUCGUAAUUUCAACUCCUAACUCCAAGUUGUAGUCCCGAUUCCUCACACAAAUAUAUCACCCUAUAUCACCUCUAGUAAGUGGCUAACGUUUCCUUAGAACACUUUUAUAUUACUCAGAGGUAGUCCAUAAAUUAUAGUCUCCCUGUUGAGUGCUCAAUCACAUCCAUAAAUACUGUUCUGUAUGCCCCAGAAAGCUGUUACAUUGUUCAUUUAUAUAAUUAUAAGUAAAAUCCAAUAGUAAUGUGUUGGUUGUGUACACUAAUCUAAUGGUCUAGGUAGAUCUCAGCGUAUUUUAAAGAUGUACUAGUUAUACGUUGCAUUCAGUUAAUGGCUUGCAGAAAUCUAUUAUUUACACCCUCCUUGAGUGUAAUCAAUAGAUCUCAUAAACCCGGACAUUAGGGAAGAAUCUCAAAAUGAACUAACUAAUCAAAACAUACACAAUAAACUAGCUAAGGAAAUAUAAUAAACCGAAGCAAAGUGCAAAUCAGUAGAGAUUAUUGUUUGCCGUCCUUCAAUUUAGCCUAAGUAGAUGGCUAACAUGGUGUUCCAAUCGUCGGCUGGUUUGUUCGCGUAAAGUCACCUAUUUUUAUACUCAAAUAAUUUAAAAUUACUGAUUUUUUAUCAUAUCACCUUUACAGUGCAGUGAGCCAUCGGCGUGUCACCCCGUCAUUCGGCACGAAUACUAACUUUUGUGAGGCGCAAUAUAUCAAACCAAAGUAGCCAGUCAUUUGAUUAGGCCUCGUUGCAUAUUUGGCUAAUAUCAUUUGACGUUUACAACUAUCGACGUGUACUGCAUAGGUCUGUGGUUUCUUCCAGUUCGUCGACUUUAUUUGAUGUAAAAGUUAAAUAACUAUUCAGUCAUGUCAGUUUAUCCACCAGUUACCGAACAGAGCACCAUUGUCAGAAUGCCACGACUUUCAAACGCUGACACUCGUCAUGGUAGUUUCCAGCCGUAUCCCAGAGGUUCAAAACUCUCACGUCAGUUACAGCAGCCUCACGUCACACUGGUUGAAUAUAAAACAGCUCGUUUUCUAAUCACAGAUGAACCUAAUGCACACAAUAUGGAAAAUUUUAUCAUGGUUUUCAAACUACACAAUGUACACAAAUUGGUUCGAGUAUGCAAAGCUACCUAUGAUAAAGCACCGCUUGAAUCUGUCGGAAUUGAAGUUGUGGAUCUUGAAUACGAUGAUGGUGCACCGCCUCCAGACGUAGUAAUUGAAAAAUGGUUUCAACUGAUUACGGACGUAUGUCAACAAGGACCUGGAAGUUGUAUAGCUGUACACUGCAAAGCUGGACUUGGCAGAGCUCCUGCUCUUGUUGCAGCCGCUUUAAUUGAACUUGGUUUACCGUACAAUGAAGCUGUAGAAAUGAUUCGUGGACAAAGAAAUGGAGCAUUAAAUGCUCGUCAAGUUCAAUAUUUAAAAAAUUUCCAUCCAAAAAAACGUCUUCGUCAUAUCAAAUCACAAUCGGAUCGAUGUCAAUUAUUAUAGAAUAAAAUGUCAUUGUUAAAUAACAGAUAUUUAACUUUAUUAUUAUUAUUUAUUAUCAUUAUUAAUAUUGUUGUACAUGUAUUCUCCCACUGUUGACAUUAUUUCAUCCAUCCCCCUCCCCUUUGACCAUGACUUUACAUUUUAAUGUAUCCUGUAAACUGUAUCAUUUUUAUCUCGUUGCCUUCUUGUUUGUCAUUUUCUUUCUUUCUGUACACUUUUAUAUUAUUUCUCAAAGGAUAAUUUUUAAAAUGAAUAAAAAAAUAAAGAUAAUUGUCAAUGAAG
This is a messenger RNA of Schistosoma haematobium, 3100 nucleotides long. RefSeq names its product Protein tyrosine phosphatase type IVA 1. The transcript has 6 exons. Bases 2189 to 2818 code for a protein of 209 amino acids. Gene Ontology annotation, cellular component: nucleus. The record is from RefSeq and is a predicted model, not a curated record. Gene Ontology annotation, molecular function: phosphatase activity. Lineage: Eukaryota; Metazoa; Platyhelminthes; Trematoda; Strigeidida; Schistosomatidae. Gene Ontology annotation, biological process: protein dephosphorylation.